Camarhynchus parvulus is the source of this 3791-nucleotide messenger RNA. It is a transcript of the gene STXBP5, whose product is annotated as syntaxin binding protein 5. The coding region runs from base 70 to 3522 and encodes 1150 amino acids. The transcript has 28 exons. Gene Ontology annotation, molecular function: syntaxin binding; GTPase activator activity; myosin II binding. Gene Ontology annotation, biological process: regulation of exocytosis; regulation of protein secretion. Lineage: Eukaryota; Metazoa; Chordata; Aves; Passeriformes; Thraupidae. The record is from RefSeq and is a predicted model, not a curated record. Gene Ontology annotation, cellular component: plasma membrane; SNARE complex; cytoplasm.
CGGGCGGCGCGGCCGUGACAGCGCGGCGGCGGCGAGGCCGGGGCAGCGGGAGCGCCGCCGCCGAGGACCAUGAGGAAAUUUAACAUCAGGAAGGUGCUGGACGGCCUGACGGCGGUCUCUGCCGUCGCCUCGGCGUCGUCCGCCGCGCAGCAGCAGCAGGCGGGGAACCGGGAGACCGAAAUCCAGGAGACGCUCCAGUCCGAGCACUUUCAGCUCUGCAAGACUGUGCGCCACGGUUUCCCCUACCAACCUUCAGCCUUGGCAUUUGAUCCGGUUCAGAAAAUACUGGCCAUUGGGACUCAGACUGGAGCACUAAGGCUCUUUGGUCGGCCAGGAGUUGAAUGCUACUGUCAACAUGACAGUGGAGCUGCAGUAAUCCAACUUCAGUUCCUGAUUAAUGAGGGAGCUCUUGUGAGUGCCUUGGCUGAUGACACCUUACACCUGUGGAACUUGCGCCAGAAGAGGCCGGCUAUACUUCAUUCCCUCAAAUUUAACCGGGAACGGAUAACAUUUUGUCACCUGCCUUUCCAAAGCAAAUGGCUAUAUGUGGGCACUGAAAGAGGAAACAUUCACAUUGUCAACGUGGAAUCAUUUACUCUCUCAGGCUAUGUCAUCAUGUGGAAUAAAGCCAUUGAACUGUCAUCCAAAUCUCACCCAGGACCUGUUGUCCACAUUAGUGACAAUCCAAUGGAUGAAGGAAAGCUUCUAAUUGGCUUUGAAUCUGGGACAGUGGUAUUAUGGGACCUGAAGUCAAAGAAGGCAGAUUACAGAUAUACACAUGAUGAGGCUAUCCAUUCUGUGGCUUGGCAUCAUGAAGGCAAACAAUUCAUUUGUAGUCACUCAGAUGGUACCUUGACCAUAUGGAAUGUAAAAUCUCCUACCAAACCAUUCCAGACAAUCACUCCACAUGGAAAGCAGCUGAAGGAUGGAAAGAAGCCAGAACCCUGCAAACCUAUCCUUAAGGUGGAAUAUAAAACAACUAGAGCUGGGGAGCCUUUCAUCAUUCUCUCAGGAGGCUUGUCAUAUGACACUGUAGGAAGAAGACCCUGUUUAACAGUCAUGCAUGGGAAAAGUACUGCUGUGCUAGAAAUGGAUUAUUCUAUUGUUGAUUUUCUAACCCUGUGUGAAACUCCAUAUCCUAAUGACUUUCAGGAACCAUACGCUGUAGUUGUUCUCCUAGAAAAAGACUUAGUACUGAUUGACCUUGCACAAAAUGGGUAUCCUAUCUUUGAGAAUCCCUAUCCUUUGACUAUACAUGAGUCUCCGGUUACCUGUUGUGAAUAUUUUGCUGAUUGUCCUGUGGAUCUCAUACCUGCACUCUAUUCAGUUGGUGCUCGACAGAAACGUCAAGGUUACAGCAAGAAGGAAUGGCCUAUCAGUGGAGGCAACUGGGGUGUGAUCACUCAGAGCUAUUCAGAGAUCAUUAUUACAGGGCAUGCUGAUGGAUCAAUCAAGUUUUGGGAUGCAUCAGCAAUAACGUUGCAAGUACUCUAUAAGCUAAAAACAGCCAAAGUAUUUGAAAAAUCACGGAAUAAAGAUGACAGGCCAAACACAGAUAUAGUAGAUGAAGAUCCAUAUGCUAUUCAGAUCAUCUCAUGGUGUCCAGAAAGCAGAAUGCUGUGCAUAGCUGGAGUUUCUGCACAUGUUAUUAUUUACAGGUUCAGCAAGCAGGAAGUGACAACAGAAGUCAUUCCGAUGCUGGAAGUACGUCUCCUGUAUGAAAUAAAUGAUGUUGAAACUCCAGAUGGUGAGCAGGUGCCGCCUGUACCAACUCCAGGCACAGGUUCCAAUCCCCAAUCCAUUGUUCCCCAGUCUCAUCCAUCUACUAGUAGCAGUUCAUCCGAUGGACUUCGUGAUAAUGUCCCAUGCUUAAAAGUCAAAAAUUCUCCUCUCAAGCAGUCUCCAGGCUACCAAAUCGAGCUCGUUAUCCAGCUGGUGUGGGUGAGUGGAGAACCUCCUCAACAGAUAACCAGCUUAGCCAUCAACUCAGCAUAUGGCCUAGUAGUUUUUGGAAACUGUAAUGGUAUUGCCAUGGUUGAUUACCUCCAGAAGACAGUGCUCUUGAAUCUAGGCACUAUUGAACUGUAUGGCUCCAAUGAUCCCUACCGCAGGGAGCCACGGUCUCCCCGAAAAACUCGGCAACCAUCUGGAGCAGGUCUUUGUGAUAUAAAUGAAGGUACAGUGGUGCCAGAAGACCGCUGCAAGUCACCCACGUCAGGUUCUGGUUCACCAAACAAUUCUGAUGAUGAACAAAAAAUGAAUAAUUUUAUAGAAAAGGUGAAGACCAAAAGCAGAAAGUUUUCCAAGAUGGUAACCAAUGACAUAGCAAAGAUGUCCAGGAAGCUAAGUUUGCCAACUGAGUUAAAGCCUGAUUUAGAUGUCAAAGACAACUCUUUCAGUCGAUCCCGGAGUUCUAGCGUAACUAGCAUUGAUAAAGAGUCACGAGAGGCAAUUUCAGCUCUUCAUUUUUGUGAGACUUUCACAAGAAAGGCUGAUACAUCACCUUCCCCAUGCCUAUGGGUUGGGACCACGCUGGGUACAGUGCUUGUCAUUGUACUGAAUUUACCCCCAGGAGGAGAGCAAAGAUUUCUUCAGCCAGUAAUUGUUUCUCCUAGUGGAACCAUCCUGAGGCUAAAAGGGGCAAUCUUGAGAAUGGCUUUUUUGGACACCACAGGAUCUUUGGUCCCACCAGCGCAUGAAACCUGGAGAGAACACCAUGAAGAUAAAGAUGAAAAAGAAAAAGCAAAAAAGCGACGACCUGUCUCAGUGUCCCCUUCUUCCUCUCAGGAAAUCAGUGAAAACCAAUAUGCAGUGAUAUGUUCAGAAAAGCAAGCAAAAGUUAUCUCACUGCCAUCCCAGAACUGUAUUUAUAAGCAAAAUAUAACAGAGACUUCUUUUGUUCUUCGUGGAGACAUAGUGUCGUUGAGUAACAGUAUCUGCCUUGCAUGUUUUUGUGCCAAUGGACAUAUUAUGACUUUUAGUUUGCCAAGUUUAAGGCCAUUGUUGGAUGUAUAUUACCUGCCACUCACCAAUAUGCGGAUAGCCAGAACAUUCUGCUUCACUGAUAAUGGACAAGCCCUCUAUCUUGUCUCACCAACUGAGAUACAGAGGCUCACCUACAGCCAAGAAACAUGCGAAAAUCUUCAGGAAAUGUUGGGUGAGCUCUUCACUCUUGUAGAAACACCAGAAGCACCAAACAGGGGGUUCUUCAAAGGCCUGUUCGGAGGUGGGGCACAGUCACUUGACAGAGAAGAACUCUUUGGAGAAUCAGCAUCUGGGAAGGCAUCGAGGAGUCUUGCCCAGCAUAUUCCAGGACCUGGGGGUAUCGAAGGUGUCAAAGGAGCAGCAUCUGGUGUAGUUGGUGAACUGGCACGAGCCCGGCUGGCACUGGAUGAAAGAGGACAGAAACUGGGAGAACUGGAAGAAAAAACUGCAGCUAUGCUUUACAGUGCUGAUUCGUUCUCAAAACACGCUCAUGAGAUGAUGUUGAAGUACAAAGACAAGAAGUGGUACCAGUUCUGAUGACUCUCAUCAAUCACAUCUGUUUAAUUUUGUCCUGAUGAAAAAAUCUUGGUUUUUCUUUAAUUUUGGCAGGACCACUGAAAUUUAAAGGAGUAUUCACCAUCGGAUACUGUUGUUUCCUAGCACAAAUGACACACUGUUUUACCUCAGUCGUGGCUUUAACUGAGGAGCUUUAUAUCUAAGAAACACGCACGAAAAAAAGAAACUUGAGUGUUUCUUAGCUGUUGGUUAGCAUAAAGUUGGAACUGAGAAGGUAGCUGGAACAUGUG